This is a messenger RNA of Bicyclus anynana (squinting bush brown), 7917 nucleotides long. It is a transcript of the gene ctrip, whose product is annotated as E3 ubiquitin-protein ligase TRIP12. The coding region runs from base 438 to 7325 and encodes 2295 amino acids. The record is from RefSeq and is a predicted model, not a curated record. Gene Ontology annotation, molecular function: ubiquitin protein ligase activity; zinc ion binding. The transcript is spliced from 39 exons. Gene Ontology annotation, cellular component: nuclear speck. Lineage: Eukaryota; Metazoa; Arthropoda; Insecta; Lepidoptera; Nymphalidae. Gene Ontology annotation, biological process: DNA damage response; proteasome-mediated ubiquitin-dependent protein catabolic process; regulation of double-strand break repair.
GUCAGCCAGCCAGCUGUGUACGAAUUGAAAAUAAAGUCGAAAAGUCUACCUGUCCUUGAUGUGUCAUCCAUUGUGAUAAUUUUCGUGAAACGUGGUGUCAAAAUCUAUAAUUUACCAGGGAAAAGGCACGUCUGUCGAUUGAUGCAAAUUACAUUUCUACUAAAUAACAUUUCCCCACAAGUACUCGUCAAUACUACAAAUUUGUCGCCUGCUUCGGUGGCAGUCGAACGGCGGGCGGCGGCAUCUGUGACGCAGUAGGGCGACAGUGCGCGAGUGAUCAGUGGCGGUCGGUCGGUGAUGUGUUUGUGAUACGGGGGACAGUGCAUGCAGAGGCCGCGGUUUAGCGCUCGCCCGGGCAUGGUGCCUGACAGGUAGCGGGCGCGGGCGGCCUGCGCAGGCCCCACACAAGCAGCCGCGUGUGUUCCCCAGCGUCGUCUAUGGCCGAGCAACACAUCACACCGUCGUCGCACUCUGCACUCACGAGAGAGUCCAGCGGGUCUUCUCCUAGCAGGGUGGUGGGCGGCCGGUGGUUACGUCAAGUGCGUAAAGUGAGCCGCAGUCGCCGCAGCAGACGUAACGUAGCGUCACCUCUGCCGCGCACGCACCGGCGCUCGUCAAGAAGCACGCUCGACGCUGAUCUGCGCACGCAAGAAGUAGAGCUGCGAAGAAGCUCACGCCUCGUGAACACUUUGCCCCGUUCCGAUUACUCCAUAUCCGAACGUUGGUCGUACGGGACGGACGUUUACGAAACUCGCUACGACACAACAGACGGAGACAACUCAAAAGCGCCCACGACACCACGCAAACGCAGCCGGACGUCUUCGCAUGAAAAGAAGAAACACAAGUCUCACACCGCUCCCGACAGUAAUCCCACAGCCGAGUGCGUGGCUUACUGCACACGUUCACGGACUGCUCUUAACUCUAAUAAGAGUGCUAGUGAGCACCAGCCGACGGACAAACCGGACGCACCCCCGCGACCCACUUCUAAUCAUAACGCUUCAGUGUCAACCAAUCAUCAACAGCAACAGCUUUUAAAUCAACCGGAAGGCGGUUUGCUGCCAUUAGACGAACGAGAUUUUGCAUAUUCUCCGUUCAGCUCCUCAACUAUCACUGAGUUACUAGAUUCUGAUUACUCAGUGUACAGUCCUACCGCUAGCCGGAGGAAAGGGAAGAAGAGGAAACGCUCGACUCAUCGUUCUUUGUCACACAGAAAGAGUAACUGCCUGAUUGAUUUAGACGAUUAUAAAAAGAAAUUUAAAAUAGACCCAGUCAAGGAAUCUGCAGAGACCAGUAGAGACAACAUAUCCGUGAGCCGUAUACCAGAAUACGAGCUAGAGAGAACCGCAGCGCUUUCCACGCAAGCUAUUUGCACAUAUCGACUACGCAACCGACACAAUCGCGACACAGAGGCACCUACCUCAACAGUUAUCAGUGAUAAUACAGCGCGACCGUCGACGAGCGUCGUGGUCCACACGCAUACAGCGGAGCGUAAGAGCGCUACAGAUUACAGAGGAAGAACUACCACUCCGCCACCAUACAAAGAUUUACGAGAAGCUAGCUCAUCAAAAGCUCAAAGUUCCGACAGCAAGCUACUAAUUGUUCCACGUGAUCUCCCGUACUUACGUCAAACUAACGCUCGAAGGAGUAUCGCAGCUGCCACGGGUGCGACCCUGGGUGCUUGCUUGACGAGGGGGGCGAGUACUUCACAGCGUCAGAGACAGGAUACUGCUUCGAAAAGACAGUCGGGCGGCGGCGAGGAGGCCAGCGGCAGCGCGGGCGGCGGGCGGCGGGCGCGGACGCGCGACAUGCCGCAGCCGCACACGCCCUCUACCAGACGCGACAAACGAGGUAAAAGCAGUCUGGGUUCGUGUGCCAGUACCGGUGGUGCAUCCAGCCGGUCCCAUCCUCAGCCUCUAACCACGGGUGCUAUUGCGUCCACGUCGUCUACGCCGCCGGUGUCUGCUUCAGCUGCUUCUAUGCCUGACAACGCGUCCAACGAUGCCAAGCCUAAGGGCAAAGCAUCGUCAUCGGCGGAGGAGUGCGCUGGUGGAGUGGCGGGUGCGACCGCUGGCAGCAGCGGCGUGGCGGGUGCCAGUGCCGUCGCCGAAGAGUCCUCUUCUGAAGAGGGCGAGGUCGGCCGCCUGCAAGCGCUGCUAGAAGCGCGCGGCUUGCCUCCACACUUGCUCGGCGCACUCGGACCGAGGAUGCAGCAUCUGUUGCACAGGACUGUUACCGCUAACUCAGCUGCAUCUAAAGCAGCACAGUUGCUGGUCGGGCUGCAGGCCACCGGCGACGAGGGCCAGCAGCUGCAGGCUGUAAUAGAGAUGUGCCAGCUGCUAGUGAUGGGCAACGAGGACACACUCGCCGGGUUCCCUGUGCGGCAAGUGGUGCCGGCACUCAUCAACCUGCUGGCUGCUGAGCAUAACUUUGAUAUGAUGAACCACGCGUGCCGCGCGCUCACGUACAUGCUGGAAGCGUUGCCGCGCAGCAGCGGCGCCGUGGUGCUGGCCGUGCCCGCCUUCCUGCACAAGCUGCAGGCCAUCACCUGCAUGGACGUCGCCGAGCAGAGCCUCACCGCGCUCGACAUGCUGUCGCGGAGACAUUCCAAGGCUAUACUGCAAGCGGGAGGCGUCUCCGCUUGCCUCACGUACCUGGACUUUUUCUCGAUCAACGCGCAACGCGCCGCGCUCUCGAUAACUGCCAACUGCUGUCAGAAUCUCACACUCGACGAGUUCCGCCUGGUCAGAGAGUCAUUGCAACUGCUUGCUAACAGGCUCACAAUACAGGAUAAGAAGUCAGUGGAGAGUGUAUGCUUAGCUUUCUCCCGUCUCGUGGACAGCUUCCAGAAUGAUCCAGCAAGACUCCAGGAGAUUGCCACUCCGGAACUGCUCACCAACUUGCAACAGCUUCUGGUGGUGCAGCCGCCGCUCAUCUCUGGCGGCACGUUCAUCACCGUGCUGCGCCUGCUGUGGGUGAUGUGCGCCGCGUGCCCGCAGCUGGCGCUGGCGCUGCACCAGCGCUCCAUCGCCGACACGCUGCUGUGCCUGCUCACCGGCUCCAGUCUGCAUCAGGAGCAAGUGGAGUUGAUUCCCCGUCUCCCGCAAGAGCUGUACGAGAUAACGUGUCUGAUCGGCGAGCUGAUGCCGCGCCUGCCCACCGACGGGAUAUUCGCCGUGGACGCGCACCUCGACCGGCCGUGGUCCGCGCCCGCCGACCGCUCCGCGCAGUGGCAGUGGAGGGAUGAUAGAGGUGUGUGGCGUUCGUACUCUUGGGCAGAGUGCCGCGCGCUGGAGGCCGGCGCCACGGCGGCCGAGGAGGAGGUGUGCCUCAGCACGCUGGGCCGCUCCUACACCGUGGACCUCACCGCCAUGCAGCAGCUCAACGACCACACGGGCACGGCGCGACCCGUGCAGCGCGUGGCGCCCACGCCGCCCGCCACCGACUCUGGCGCCGCCAACGCUGCUGCACCUGACCCGCGCAUAGCGAUGGUGCGCUGCAACCCGUCGCUGGUGCGCGCGCUGCUGGGCGUGCUGCACGAGGUGUACUGGAGCUCGGCGGGGCCGGCGCUGCGCGCGCAGGCGCUCAAGGCCAUCCUGCGCGCCGUGCACUACGCGGACGCGCCGCUCUUGCGACAAGUGCUCAAGACACAGGUCAUAUCGUCCCACAUCGCGGGCAUGAUGGCGUCAAGCGACCUGCGCAUCGUGGUGGGGUCGCUGCAGCUAGCCGAGAUACUGAUGCAGCGGCUUCCCGAGGAGAUGGGGGUGCAGUUCCGGCGCGAGGGGGUGUUGCACCAGGUGGUGCAGCUCGCUGAGCGCGUGCCCACGCCCAACGCCCCGCAGCCUUCGCGACACCCCAAACUGAAAUCUCCGAGCGGUACAAGCGUGCGGGCGAGCGGCAGCUCAUCGCCUCCUGCCUCCACAUCAGCCUCCGCCCUGGACCAUCACAACUUGUCGCUGGCUUUCUCCGCUUCAGGUUCAUUUAUUGCUAGCGCAUUACUGCCCGGUGCCGAUACCGCCGCUGAAGCGGGACCGGCCACUUCGGCUGCCACGCACCAACAGCCGACUGCAGCGCAUCGAUCGAACAGUCCACUGACGGAGAUGUUGAAACGCAAGCGCGCGGUGAAGCGGUCGGGCGGCACGGCGGCGGCGAGCGCGCGCACGCAGCGCGGCCGCCGGGACGACGCGCCCGCGCCGCACGCGCACGCCACCGCGCUCGCUGCCACGCCCGCCGCUGCGGCCGUCGCCGCGCAUUCGUCGAGCGUAGCGGGCGCGGUGGGCGCGGCGGCGCGCUCGGCCAGCCGCAUGGGCGCGUCCAAGACGUCGUCGUUCCUGUCGUCUCUCAACCCGUCGCGCUGGGGCCGCUCACCGCACGUGCAUAAAGACUCGGCGCUGCUGGCCUCGCCGCACACAUCCACCAACCUCACCAUUCAGAACAAAGAGAAGGUCCGCGAAUGGAUCGUAUGGCGCGCGGGUCGCUUGCAGCGGGAGUGGGGCGCGCUGGGCGGCGGCGCGGGCGCGCUCGAGCAGCUGGCGGCGCUCGCGGCGGCCUUACCGCACCGCGCGCCCGCCGCGCUGGCGCAUCUGCGGGACACGCUGCUCGACCACGACGUCUCGCCCUUCGAGGUGAACCACUCGGGAGUGUUAAGCGCCUUGCUGCAGUACCUCACGGGCGCGGCGGCGGAGGACGCGGAGGGCGAUCGCGAGGCCGAAGGCGAAGGCCGGGACUCUUCCGACCUGGCCGCCGCAGAGGACCGCCUGCGACUCUUCUUACACGUCUUUGCCGACCUGCCACAAGUGCCAGACGACCCCGAGUGGCGUGAAAAGGCGAGCGUGAUCGGCGCCGUGGGUGCGGGUGCGCUAUCGGCGCUCGUGGGCAAAGUGAACGCGUGCGUGUCGCACCUGGAGCAGUUCCCCGUGCGCGUGCACGACCUGCCCGCGCGCCCCGCCACCUCCGCGCUCAAGUUCUUCAACACGCACCAGCUCAUGUGUGAUCUCAAACGACAUCCUUCAUGCACCAACCUAAAGCAGUGGAAAGGUGGUGUUGUGCGGAUAGACCCCUUAGCUUUAGUGCAAGCAAUCGAAAGAUACCUCGCUCAGCGCGGAUACGCGAGCGCGCGGUCGCGCGAGGCGUGCGCGGCGCAGUCGGACGACGAGCCCGCGUCCGACGACGACGUGGACGACGCGCUGGCCACGCCGCCGCACCACCCCGUCGAUUCGGACCACAAGUUGGAGUUCCUGAUCGGCGAUACAGUGCUCCCCUACAACAUGACAGUGUACCAAGCAGUCAGACAGUUCGGCGAGCAAACAGACGCCGACACUGACACGGAAACGCCUAUAGCGAACGCCGGCAUCUGGGUGCAAACCCACACCAUCUACUACCGCGCGGUAGAGGCGGGCGAGCCGCCGCGCAGCGACGCUUCUGCCACGCGCAAAGGCAAGGGGCAACCCAAUAAAGUCUCCUCCAGGCGCAAACCAGAUCUCUUGUGGAACGAGGGCGUAGUGCCGCCGCGGUCGGCGCCGCUGGUGGUGAUGCUGCGCUCGGCGCUGGGCGCCAGCGAGGUGCGCGACGCGUCGCUGCCGGCGCUGGGCCUGCUGCGCGCGCUGCACGCGCUGUCGCGGCACUGGCACACGCUGUACCGCGCCGCCUGCCUGCCCGACCACCGCCCGCUGGUGCCCAACGCGGACUUCGUCAACGCCAAGCUCGCCGCGAAAGCCAACCGACAACUUCAGGACCCAUUGGUUAUAAUGACUGGAAACCUCCCUCCUUGGUUGAAAAAAGUUGCAUACGCAUGCCCGUUCGUGUUCCCGUUCGAGGUGCGCCACCUGCUGUUCUACGUGGUGUCGUUCGACCGCGACCGCGCGCUGCAGCGGCUGCUGGAGGCGGGCGGCGAGCGCGCGGCGGCGGGCGCGGAUGAGCGCGUGGCGCCGCGCCUCGACCGCCGCAAGCGCACCGUGCAGCGCCACAGCGUGCUGCGCCAGGCCGAGCACGUCAUGCACGAGUUCGCGCACUCCAAGGCACUUCUUGAAAUUCAAUACGAGAACGAAGUGGGCACCGGUCUCGGGCCGACGCUGGAGUUCUACGCGCUGGUGUCGCAGGAGUUGCAGCGCGCCGACCUGGACCUGUGGCACGGCAGCGAGAACUUCAAACAGAAGCCGACGUCGUUCGGCGGCGAGAUCGUCAAGAGCCAGCCGCCGCUGGUGACGGACCGGUCGGCCGACGCGGCGGCUCGGCUCGCCUCCUCCGUGCGCGACGCCCUCAACCUCGACGAGGAUCGCUCCCCGGAGCCCUCGGAGCUGGAGAAGGAGACGCUGAUCCCGUCGCCCGCGCCCGACGCCACCUACGUCACGUGGCCCUGCGGCCUCUUCCCCCAGGCCGUAGGCCGCAACGCCAGGGCAUCACAUUUGUCGAGGGUCAAAGCGAAAUUCCGGUUUCUCGGCAAGUUUAUGGCAAAGGCUGUGAUGGAUUCUAGAAUGGUGGAUAUUCCGCUGUCGGUGACGAUGUACCGCUGGCUGGUGAGCGAGCAGGGCUGGCUGGGGCUCAGCGACGUGCGGCACGUGGCGCCCGAGCUGUGGCGCUCGCUGUGCCGGCUGCGGCGCGUGGCGGACCGCGCGCGCGCGCUCGCCGCCGACACCAGGCACACGCCCGACCAGCGCAACCACAUGAUAAACGGGCUGGAGCUGGACGGCUGCCCCAUCGAGGAGCUGGGGCUGGACUUCAUCCUGCCGGGCGACGGCUGCACGGAGCUGCGGCGCGGCGGGCGCGACCUGCCCGUCACCGCGCACAACUUGCACGACUACAUCGCGCUCGUCACGCACUGGCUGCUCUACGAGGGCGUUACCAAGCAGAUGGAGGCAUUCAAGGAAGGAUUUGAAUCAGUAUUCCCUUUAAACAAUUUAAAGAUAUUCUACCCAGAGGAGUUAGAGCAAGUAUUUUGUGGAAGUCCAUCAGGUGGUCGCGAUCAGCGAUGGGAGCCGAGGAUGCUGGCGGACUGUAUUCGGCCCGACCACGGCUACAACUCGGAGUCGCGAGCAAUAUGCAUGCUGAUCGACAUACUAGCGUCCUACAAUCGCGAGGAGCAACGACUUUUCUUGCAAUUCGUUACUGGAAGCCCUCGACUACCCACUGGAGGUUUCAAGGCGCUGAACCCGCCGCUGACGGUGGUGCGCAAGUCGCUGGAGUCGUCGCUGGACCCCGACGAGUAUCUGCCGUCGGUGAUGACGUGCGUCAACUACCUCAAGCUGCCCGACUACAGCGGCGCGGAGGUCAUGCGCGCCAAGCUCCGCCUCGCCGCCUCCGAGGGGCAGCACUCGUUCCACCUCUCGUGAAGUGCCCCUGGCGCCUGUCCCGCACGACCUCGCACGACCCCGCGUGCGUGCGGUCAGUGACCUCGUGCAUACUUGUGUUGUAAGUGUAAGCUCGGGAAGACUGUCUAUAUGUGCAAUCAGAGUGUUUUUUUUUUAAUUUCCUAUUGUGAUGGACACUGAAAGUGCUGUUUUAAUAUUUUGUUUUCUUUUAGAUUGAUUUUAGAUUACAGAGGAUAUGUUAAUAGUUAUAUUUUGUGUUAAUUUAAAUGUAACUGCUUUGUAUAUUUCUUUAACUAGAGGAAUAACUCGACAUGUUAAUUUAAGUGUGCGACGGAGAUUGGGUCCUUUUUGAACGAAAGCGGAAUAUAUAUAGUCUUGCCCGAUUAGAGGAUUUCCAAGCGGUCGCCACAUAUAUCUACCGUAUAUUUUACUACAUAAGCUACAUUACGAAAUACCAUUGUCACCUUGUGAGCCCAUUAUGCGCUAAAUACUAGCAUUUAAUACCAAACGGUGUAUGUUUUGAUUAAAGUUUAAGAGUCGUAAAUGAAUAAAGAAAAGUGCAAAAUUUAAUAUGUAACAAUUUCAAUAAAACCAUGUAAACUACAUUGAACAA